Zasmidium cellare ATCC 36951 is the source of this 1380-nucleotide messenger RNA. RefSeq lists its product as uncharacterized. Gene Ontology annotation, cellular component: GPI-anchor transamidase complex; membrane. The record is from RefSeq and is a predicted model, not a curated record. Bases 1 to 1380 code for a protein of 459 amino acids. Gene Ontology annotation, biological process: protein localization to cell surface; attachment of GPI anchor to protein. NCBI's taxonomy places the organism in Eukaryota, Fungi, Ascomycota, Dothideomycetes, Mycosphaerellales, Mycosphaerellaceae. The transcript is spliced from 3 exons.
AUGGACGCCCUCACCAACGUCUAUCAUGGCCAUCCCAAGGCCGUCCUCUUCUCGACGGCUGCCGCGCUCCGAAUUCUCCUCGCCUUGACCUUUGCUGGACUCCCUGACCUCUUGACAGGCCGAGUAGAGAUCUCGACUCCUGUCAACAGCUUUAAAAGAUUGCAGGAAGGAUUGUUUCUAUAUGAUCGAGGACUCGACCCCUACGAUGGUGGCAUUUUCCACCAGGCGCCCCUGCUUUUACCUCUCUUUUCGCUGCUACCGUCGCCAGCGACUUGGGUAGGACGAAUAGCAAGUGUGCUGCUAUUUACCGCAUUGGACGUGCUCUCCGCAGACUGCCUGUACGACAUCGCCAAGUCAGGCGCGGCGGCGAUCUCAUCAUUAUACUGCUCUCCACGGGCGGAUCGAUCAUGGCAACCCGAAUCUGUCAUUGCAGUCUACCUGUUCAACCCAUUCACGCUAUUGGCCUGCUUGGGACGUCCGACGACAAGCUUCACAAUCUUCUUCGUGUUGCUCAGCGUAAGACAUGCGUGCGAAGCUAAAUUCACAACCACUGCUUUCGCAUUGGCUAUCGCAAGCUACAUCAGCCUGCACCCUGCUUUGCUAUUGCCGCCCAUAGGACUUUUAUGCUACGACCGACUUUGCCACAAGGAGAUUGGGGCCAGCAUACAAUCAGAAAAGCCAGGAGCAACUCCUGAGAGCACACCGUCCACGAAGGUCGCUGUGGAUCAAAGGUCGCUUCCAGCUGCACUGCCCUUUGCCGUACUUCUGGCGGUGACAUUCUUUGCUGGAACAGCUUUUCUGAUAGGCCUCUCGCGGCUGCUUCUCCCCUCGUGGAAUUUCAUUCCGUCCGUCUACCUUACUCCCUUGAGCCUUCCAGAUCUUACCCCCAACCCAGGAUUGUGGUGGUACUUCUUCAUCGAGAUGUUCGAUGCAUUUCGAGAAUUCUUCCUAGGGGUCUUCUGGCUACACAUGCUAUCAUACAGUGUGCCAUUCUGCCUGCGAUUUCGGAAGCAGCCCUUGGUGGCGGUUGUGCUUAUGAUGGGGAUCAUCGCAGUGUUCCAACCGUACGCGAAUGUUGGGGACGCGGGCGCUUGGUUGAGCUGCCUGUGCCUGCUUGGUCACAUUUAUGAAGUGUGCUCGACUCACCGAUAUACAUUUCCGGCGCUGGCGGCCUUGCUCUACACCUCGCUCCUGGGGCCAGCCUUCCACCACCUGUGGAUAUAUGCAGGAUCAGGCAAUGCAAACUUUUUUUAUGCCAUCACAUUGGUGUGGAGUCUGGCGCUGCUCAUACUACUUACAGACAUGGUGUACGCGGCAUUGAGAGACGAGUGGGAAGCCGAGCGACCAGGAGGCAAAGGCAAAGAAGUUCGCCAGAUAUAG